UUCUUAUUCCUAGACCACAGGGCUCCACCAAUCAUAGGCUACCUUCCAUUUGAGGUUCUGGGGACGUCGGGGUACGACUACUAUCAUGUAGACGACCUGGAGACACUGGCCAAGUGUCACGAACACUUGAUGCAGUAUGGUAAAGGGAAGUCGUGUUACUACAGGUUCCUGACUAAAGGUCAACAGUGGAUCUGGCUCCAGACUCAUUACUACAUCACCUAUCACCAGUGGAACUCCAGGCCUGAGUUCAUCGUCUGCACACACACCGUCGUCAGCUAUGCGGAGGUGAGGGCAGAGCAGCGUAGAGAGCUGGGUAUCAUUGAAGAGCCCCCCCCUGAGGUAACUCUGGACAAGCAGAGUCAAGACAGUGGAUCUGAGUCUCAGCUCAACACAGUUUCCAGCCUGAAAGAGGCACUGGAACGCUUUGAUCGUAGCCACACCCCCUCCUCCACCUCUCUGUCCUCACACAAGACCUCCUCACAGCUCUCAGACAACACCUGUACCUCAACAGCCUCCAAGCUCCACAUGGACAUGGCCACGCCCCCUCGUCAGUCACAUGCUGCCUCCACCAUCGAGAUGACAUCACAGAGACGCUCCUCCAUCAGCAGCCAGUCUAUGAGUUCUCAGACCACGGGACACAGUGUGGCUCCCGUCCAUCCUGUGAUACAACAACCCCAACUACAGCCAGACGUACAGCCGGUGCUGGAGUUCUCAGCCCAGGUGAAUGCUAUGCAGCACCUAAAGGACCAGCUAGAGCAGAGGACCAGGAUGAUUCAGGCCAACAUCCAGAGACAGCAGGAUGAACUCAGAGCCAUACAGGACCAACUACACAGAGUACAGCCCCCAGCCAUACAG
Molecule: messenger RNA, 855 nt
Organism: Salmo salar (Atlantic salmon)
Lineage: Eukaryota; Metazoa; Chordata; Actinopteri; Salmoniformes; Salmonidae
Source: RefSeq, a predicted model, not a curated record